Molecule: messenger RNA, 1727 nt
Organism: Rana temporaria (common frog)
Lineage: Eukaryota; Metazoa; Chordata; Amphibia; Anura; Ranidae
Product: zinc finger protein OZF-like
Exons: 3
Coding region: 1-1632 (543 amino acids)
Biological process (GO): regulation of transcription by RNA polymerase II; central nervous system development
Cellular component (GO): nucleus
Molecular function (GO): RNA polymerase II cis-regulatory region sequence-specific DNA binding; DNA-binding transcription factor activity, RNA polymerase II-specific
Source: RefSeq, a predicted model, not a curated record
AUGGCAAACAAGAUCAACUCCAAGAUUCCUAGGUAUAUCUCGAACUGCAAUCUCAUUGUUAAUGUUAUCAGAGAGGCCAUGGGAAAAAAAGCCAUGAGCCACAAGAGCCUCAUUGUUCAAAACGACCUCUGCUGCCAGAAACCUCAGACUGUGAGGGACGGUGCCGUCUUUCCGAAAGUUAAGAGGUUUUCCUGUACUGAGUGCGGGAAGUGUUUUUCAAAGACUAAUCAUCUGUCCAUUCAUCAGCGAUCUCACUCAGGGGAGAAGCCGUAUUCCUGUCCUGUUUGCGGGAAAUGUUUUGUACAAAAAUCGGUACUUGACACACAUCAGAGGUCUCACACAGGGGAGAAACCAUAUUCCUGUCCUGAGUGUGGGAAAUUAUUUUCACAGAAAUCACAUCUUUACAGACAUCAGAGAUCUCACACGGGGGAGAAGACACUUUCCUGUCCUGAAUGCGGUAAAUUUUUUGCACAGAAGUCUCAUCUGUACAGACAUCAGAGAUCUCACACGGGGGAGAAGCCUUAUUCCUGCUUUGAGUGCGGGAAAUGUUUUUCACAAAAGGCACAUGUUAACAGCCAUCAGAGAUCUCACACAGGGGAAAAGCCACAUUCCUGUCCUGUCUGUGGGAAAUGUUUUUCACAGAAGGCACAUCUUGACAGCCACCUGAGAUCUCACACGGGGGAAAAGCCGUAUUCCUGUUCUGAGUGUGGGAAAUGUUUUGCAAAUAAAUCAGAUAUUCUUGCACAUCAGACAUCUCACUCAGGAGAGAAGCCAUUUUCUUGUCCUGAGUGCGGGAAAUGUUUUUCACAGAAGUCCAAUCUUUAUAAUCAUCGGAAACUGCACACAGGGGAGAAGCCAUAUUCCUGUCCUGUGUGCGGUAAAUGUUUUGUACAAAAAUCAGUACUUGACGCACAUCAGAGAUCUCACACAGGGGAGAAACCGUAUUCCUGUCCUGAGUGCGGUAAAUUUUUUUCACAGAAAUCCCAUCUUUACAGACAUCAGAGAUCUCACACAGGGGAGAAGCCACUUUCCUGUUCUGAGUGUGGGAAAUUGUUUUCACAGAAGUCCCAUCUGUACAGACAUCAGAGACUGCACACAGGGGAGAAGCCUUAUUCCUGCCUUGAGUGUGGGAAAUGUUUUGUAAGAAAAUCAGAAGUUGUCGUACAUCAGAGAUCUCACACGGGGGAAAAGCCAUAUUCCUGUCCUGCAUGCGGGAAAUGUUUUUCACAAAAGGCACAUCUCGACAGCCAUCAGAGAUCUCACACAGGGGAAAAGCCACAUUCCUGUCCUGUGUGCGGGAAAGGUUUUUCACAGAAGGUACAUCUUGACAUCCAUCUUAGAUCUCACACGGGGGAAAAGCCUUAUUCCUGUUCUGAGUGUGGGAAAUGUUUUGCAAGUAAAUCAGAUAUUGUUGCACAUCAGAGGUCUCACACGGGGGAGAAGCCGUAUGCUUGUCCUGAGUGCGGUAAAUGUUUUUCGGGGAUGCCCAAUCUUUACAGACAUCAAAAAUUGCACACGGGGGAGAAGCCUUUUUCCUGCCCUGAAUGCGGGAAAUGUUUUUCAAGGAAGUCCCAUCUUUACAGACAUCAGAAAUCUCACAUGGGGGAGACGCCACUUUCCUGUUCUGAGUGAGGGAACUGUUACUCGAAGUUCUGUCUUCCUGUACAUCAGGGAUCCCACACAACCCUUGAGGUGUAUUAGUGCCUUGAGUGCGGGAAAUGUCUUGU